Messenger RNA from Chelonia mydas (Green sea turtle), 1863 nucleotides. Its product is annotated as interferon alpha-inducible protein 27-like protein 2A. The record is from RefSeq and is a predicted model, not a curated record. Gene Ontology annotation, cellular component: mitochondrion; membrane. NCBI's taxonomy places the organism in Eukaryota, Metazoa, Chordata, Testudines, Cheloniidae. Gene Ontology annotation, biological process: apoptotic signaling pathway. The coding region runs from base 1172 to 1630 and encodes 152 amino acids. The transcript has 6 exons.
GGGAAUCUUCCGAGCAGGUCUGUUUGGAAGGGAGACUAUUUUAAACAGAAAUGGAAGGAGAACUAACUGUCUUGUAAAAAGAACAGGAGGACUUGUGGCACCUUAGAGACUAACAAAUUUAUGUCUGUAUCUGUACGAGGUUUUUUUUUUUGUCUUGCGUGAAAGGGAACCUCUUAACCCUUAUUUUAAGCAGGCAGAUUUCCUUAUCCCAAGCUACUAAUGCUGCCUUUAAUUAUUAAACCUGAGACAGCUGUUCGAAGCCCGUUCUGCCUUGCACUGGCUGGGCCACUUCCUGUGUGUGUUCUCCCCCGAGAUGGGCUGGGAAGCAGGAGCUAAUGCAGUCACAAGGCUGUAGGGUCUGUGCAGACUUCUCCAGUGGGCUUGGGUUUUGCAGCAGACUCUGGUGUCUACCCUUGAGGCCAGACCUGAGCUGUGACAUCUCUGAAGGAUCCUUGUGCUGUUACCACGUCUGUCUCCUACACCCACCCGUCCACCUCCGGCGUUUGGCGUGGACUGGCUGUCUGGGUUUCACUUGCCCUGAUGUAACUGGGUUGUCUAGGGUUAUUUUUACUCCAUGUGGAUUGCACUGCAGGCAGGUAGCAAAUUUCAUCUUAAAGGCAUGGCUUCGUGCUGUCCCUUUAAAGGGCCAGAAGCAGGUGUCCCGUCCCUAGCCAUCUACCCCCAGCUUUUCAUCUUGGGAAGCCUCCAUGGAGUCACCCCACGAAGGGGCUGACAGCUCCCCGUGGCCGCAAUGGCAGCCGAAGUCAAACCUAUGCAAUUAAAAAAAGAAACAGAAGAGAAAAGCGUCUGCAGCCACCGGAAAGCUCCUUGUUCCUGCCGGGCCCAAGGCCAGCUGCGUCAGGGGCCCAGGGCUGGGAGGGGGCCAAGUGCCGCCCUGGUUGCGCAGUUGCGAUGUCACGAGCAACGCGGCCCGUUCCCGGAUCGGCUGCUCCAGAGGCGGAGCCGCCUGCGCCCGUGGAUGGGAGCGGGGCCCAUUUCUUCCUCUUGAACUAUCCAGAGAUGGAGGCCAAGGUGGGUGAAUCACCAUGUUCUGAACUAGCGCCUGCUGCUUUGGCCCUGCCUUGGCCUGAGACGAGGUCACCUCCGGCUGGAGAUCCUUCCCAGGAGCCAGAGGAGCUGUUUGACCAGGCGCCGGACCAAGAGGAACCGGAUGAGACGGACACAGAGGAGAAACCAGAAUCAGAGCCCAUGCAGUACAAUCUUCUCACUCCUGCUGCUCCAGUCUCCUCCUCUGGGCUGGUCCGAGACCUUCCUGAAGGAAGAGGACAAAGGAACCCUUCAGAAAGUUCAUCUGCUGGAGUCCAGCAGCAAAGCCAUGAAAGCAGCAAUCGGGGCAACUGUCGGAAUAGGAGUUGCAGUCAUUGGGGCCCCAGUAGCAAUCUGGGCAGCAGGCUUUACUGGAGCAGGCAUUGCAGCUGGGUCAGUUGCUGCCAAGAUGAUGUCAGCAGCGGCCAUAGCCAAUGGAGGAGGAGUGGCUGCUGGGAGUCUUGUGUCAGCCCUGCAAUCAGCUGGUGCUGUAGGACUCUCACUAGGUGCUAAAGUUGGGCUGGGCACUGCACUCGGAUCUGUAGGUGCAGCUGUUGGCUCCUGGUUCUCUAAGAAUGAAUGAAAGCCGUGCAAGCCCUGCUGGCCUCAGAAGUAGACACUGACCAGUCCUGGAAACCCUUAAACUGCAAAGCUGGGCCAGAACAGCAUGUGGGGUCUGGCAGUUACUUCAUUGUUGGCUGGGAAAAGCUACUGCAAACGUGUCACUUGUUCUGCCUUCUCUUUGACCGUUGUUGAGCCGCUCUGAUUAUGGUGCGGGAGGGGGGUCUGAAAACAAUAAAGCUGGUUUUAAAUGGA